Messenger RNA from Alternaria postmessia, 2931 nucleotides. RefSeq lists its product as uncharacterized. Lineage: Eukaryota; Fungi; Ascomycota; Dothideomycetes; Pleosporales; Pleosporaceae. The coding region runs from base 1 to 2931 and encodes 976 amino acids. The record is from RefSeq and is a predicted model, not a curated record. The transcript has 5 exons.
AUGGACAGAAAGGCGCUCCUCUUCCCGUGCGGCCUCGUCUUAGCAUCCGGUUACUUGAGUACUGCAACCCCCGUCGACUACUCCUUCGCCUUCGACAAGCCGCUGCACACUGUCGCUGUCGUCUUACUGCUGACUGGUCUCGCCAUUGUCGCAAUUGAGGCCUGGUCGUCGCGCAGUAGCCAGCCGCAACCGCCGACAAGAUAUAUCGCCAUAGCGCUGAACCAGGUCCAGAGCAGACAUGUCGCCGAAGAGAUAUGGACAGAGGCAGGCCAGCCAGGGAGACGGCGAGGCUGGAGUGUGAGGGCUGUCGGCGCCCUGCUGGCCGUCCUGUUGUUCGCAAUCUGCGGCCGCAUAGCCAUCUUCUACCGUGUUACCAAAGACGUCGAGUGCAGUGGUCCUUCUGCAUUACUCGACUCCGUCUACAGCUUUAUCUUCGAUGGCUCCACACGCUACAUCAUUCCUUCGUUCCUGCUCUCCGUCAGCAGCUUCCUCGUCAUCAUCAAGUCCAGCGCAUUGCGCUCCACCUUCAUCUGCCCCAUCGCAGACUCGACAGCAACUACAAUUCCUUCCCUUCAAUUCUUUGCCUUUUUGCUCGAUAGUGUCAUUGUCCAGAUCUCAUACCGUCUGAUCGACGAUGGCAUCUCCGAGGCCGACGACUGGACUAUCCACCUCCAGGAUGGUACCUCGAAUCACCUGCUAGUUGGCUUGACACUUACUGCAUCUUCUUUGGUCCUUCUUGUCGCAGGCAUUAUCAUAUACCCCGCCAUGCCCGAGCAUCGCGAGUGGAUGCUCUCAUUUCCGUCUGAAUAUCUCCUUGGUCUUUUGCGUUUAUCGUUGAUGAUACCCUUUAUGACGUUAUGUUUUCUCAAAUCGGCUCGAUUGUACGGCGUUAUGAGCGCAUUGCUCCUGGCCGCAUUUUCCUCUGCAUAUAUCGGCGUUCUUCGAGCCCUAGGCACCGGCGUUUCCUACUCAUUUCCACCAAAAUCCACCGUUGGACUUGUUUUGUGUUUGACUUUACUCACUAUUGCGCUCAUCCUCUAUCUCGUCACAGAUACCAACAUCGAAACCCGCAUACGAUCAAAAGUGCCGGUUCGUCUGGGCAGGAACCAGUCGGCCGGUUUCAUCGUAUUGCUGAUCGCCUUCUCCAUCGGUGUCGUUGUAUAUCGCCGGCACGGUCCUGUUCUCGAGCAUCCCAUCACUACUCUGAUCGACGUUGCGACAGUCCAACACGAUCGAUGGGCAUCGCAGGCUUACCGGAGUCGAUCUCUCACUGAGGCUGUUGUAAACUACCGGCAACGCUAUCAUCGCGACCCCCCACCUAAUUUCGACAAGUGGUAUCACUUCGCUAUCAGCCGAAAUUCCAUCAUAAUCGACGACUACGACAACAUCGAAAAAGACCUGGCACCCUUCUCGUCUUUCAACGCCGACGACCUUCGACUACGUACUGCUACCGUCUUGGCCACGCGUGAGGGGGUGGGUGGGAUUCGUAUAAGAGACGGGAAGGUGGAGGUGUUCAACAAUGUACCCGAUACGCACCGUUGGAUGAUGGAUGGUGCGGCGACCAUGAUACAGCGAUUUGCUCAAUCGCUUCCUGAUAUGGACCUCGCAUUGAACCUGAAUGAUGAGUGUCGUGUCGCUGUACCGUACGAACGUUUACAGGAUGCACUGGAUAACCCGCAACCGUACCCUACACCCGAGCCUUCUCGUCCUACGAAGGAUUUCAGUGCUAAUCGUGCGGAGAAGUGGCCGGAUGUUGACCGUGUGCGAUCGGAUCCACAUUUCUUCAGCGACGCUCGCAUCAAGUCCUCGUUUGAGACAUACGGAUCCGUCGCCUGCCCACCCGAAUCGCGCGCACGGAGAGAACGCCAUUGGUAUACGAAAUCGUUUUGCCAUACCUGUACUCAAGGUCACUCGAUGGGCGCCUUCAUAGCGAAUUGGAGUCUCUCGUCUGAGCCCUGUCAUCAGCCGGAUAUCGCCAAUCUGCAUGGCAUGCAUCUCAGUCCAGCUAGCCUGAUGGGUACUCAUGACAUGGUCCCAAUCUUUAGUCAGAGCCGCGCUCCAGGUUAUGCCGAUAUCAGAUACCCAUCGCCGUGGAAUUAUAUGGAAAAGACCAAGUAUGGAUUUGAUGAAAAGUUUCCUGAUCCUCACUUCCAAGAUAAGGUAGAUAUCCUUUUCUGGCGCGGGACGACCACUGAGGGCGUGACUACGCACGGUACCUGGAAAGGUAUGCUUCGCCAGCGACUUGUGCAUCUUAUGAACAACGAAACUUCCCGCCAACCUAUCCUCCUCCCGAAACCUGACCAUAGCGGCCAUCUGGAAUACAUGCUGAAACGCACGAGCGACAUCAAAAAACUUCUCGAGACCAAGACUGAUGUGCGCCUUGUCGGUCCGAUCGCACGUUGCGCAGGGCAAGACUGCACCGGCCAGACACGCGAGUUCGGCUUUGGCGAUCCUAUCGAUUUCAAACAACACUGGCACUACCGAUACUUGUUCGAUACUGAUGGCGCUGGCUUUUCUGGUCGAUUUAUUCCCUUUCUACAGUCCAACUCAGUCGUCUUCAAAGCUGCCCUCUUCCGUGAAUGGUACGAAGGCCGUCUCACCGCUUGGAAACACUUCGUUCCUGUGGACCUCCGCUUGCACGACCUCUUCUCUUCACUCGCCUACUUUGGCGGAUACGGUGUUGAGGCAAGGAACAAACGCAUGAUGGAGGGCCAAAUCAAGGCAGCGGAGAAGAUUGCACGUGAUGGCAAAGUGUGGACUGAGAAGGUGCUGAGGAAAGAGGAUAUGGAGGUUUACAUGUUCAGGCUCUUGCUUGAGUGGGGGAGGCUGACGGAUGAUGCGAGGACUGAAGUUGGUUUCCGCAUAGAGAAGGGGAAAACGAGUGCCAGUGAGAGGAUGAGCAGUGUCGAGCGAGAGGUGGAAGAGUUGUGA